Messenger RNA from Brassica napus (rape), 1420 nucleotides. Its product is annotated as auxin-responsive protein SAUR67. Gene Ontology annotation, biological process: response to auxin. The transcript has a single exon. The coding region runs from base 912 to 1328 and encodes 138 amino acids. The record is from RefSeq and is a predicted model, not a curated record. Lineage: Eukaryota; Viridiplantae; Streptophyta; Magnoliopsida; Brassicales; Brassicaceae.
UUCCUAUGAUAUGAACUUAAUCUGUACCCAAGAAAUAAGAAUUAUUAAAAGAGUAGUUGAAUUUUGGACGUUUAAUCUGUGGACUUAUCUACAUGGUCAUCAUUUUCUUGUUUCUUUUUCACCGGUCAUGUGCUGCGCACUAAAACAUAGUUUAGUCCCUUUUCUAUUUUUCGGAUUUAGAUUACUUUUUACUUAGCGCACAUAUAAUCUAUACAGAAGCAUGAGUUUGGUCUUUAUGGUUGCGCUAGCGGCUCUUGUCUCCAAGUAAGACAUGUGGAUGUGGUAACAAGAACAUACAAUUGUUUUUAGUAUAGACUUUUGGUAAAUAUUUGGCUUUUUGGUAAUGAGUAAAAAGCCAAAUAAAUUACCAAAAGUCAGGAGAAUUUAUUUGGCUUUUUACUCAUUACCAAAAUUCUGACAACACCAUUGGUUUUGAAGCUUAUCGGUUAAAAGCCAAAUAAAUUCUCCUGACUUUUAAGGAAUUUAAUAUUAAAUGACUAGAAUUAACCAUAACCACUGAAAUUUUGCAGGUUUAUGGUUUUAAAUUCUCUGAGGACAUCAACGGGCCUACAAGUUCUACAUCUUUCAUUCACUUGCACGUAUAUGCAUCUAAAAAUUUAAUGACAUGGUCAUGUCUUUUCAGAAGAUGUUUUAGUCCACAAGUUGAUGAUCAUACAAGAUUGAUUACUAACUUGGGACCCUUUAUGAUCACAUACAACAGAGACAGAAACAUGUGUUAUGUUUGGUUUGGUACCUCUGAGUUUUUCUAAACUCUAGCUUCUCUUUAUAUAUAUAUAUACAACAAUCCUAUGGGAUUACUCAUCAAUAUACAUUGCAUUCAAAAAGAGCUAUACAGCAAGUUACAAAUCUCUUGUGCUUUUUGAUUAAAGCAAGUCAUUUCCCUGAAAAUAAUGAUCAACACAAAGAAGCUACUCAAGAUGGCCAAGAAAUGGCAACAAAGAGCAGCCCUCCACAGGAAAAGAAUCUCAUUCCAAAGAUCAAGUACAUCUACUAGCAGCUCAACCGCAGUAGAAAAGGGUUGCUUUGUUGUUUACACGGCGGAUAAAGCACGCUUUGCUUUUCCGUUAAGUUACCUGAGCAACUCUAUUUUCCAAGAGCUCUUUAAGAUAUCUGAAGAAGAGUUUGGCCUCCCAUCAGGCGGACCAAUCACCUUGCCUUUUGAUUCGGUUUUCUUAGAGUAUCUGAUCAAAUUGAUCGAACUACGAAUGGAUGGAGAUACAGAAAGAGCUCUGUUAAUGUCAAUCUCUAGUGCUAGAUGUUCUUUACCAUGCACUUUUGAACAACAAGAACAACUGUUUGUAUUUUAGAGAGCUAGUGUGUAGCAAUUUCUGCCUUUGUAAGAAUUUAAUUAUCUUAGAUUAUAAAGAUUAUUUCAGAAAUAUAAACCAUUCUUUUUCCC